AGCACGCGCUCUCUAUACAACUCGAGUAGAGAGAGUAAAGCUUCAGCGCACUGUCCCUCAGUCACACUGGAACACUGAGUCAUUGUUCUCUUCAACUAGCUGUCUAGGAAGGGCCCUGGAUAUGGCUACGUCUAUACUCGGGGAAGAGCCACGGUUUGGAACUACCCCUUUAGCGAUGCUGGCUGCAACCUGCAACAAAAUUGGCAACACCAGUCCCCUCACGACUCUUCCCGACUCCAGUGCGUUUUCCAAAGGCGGAUUUCAUCCCUGGAAAAGAUCCUCGUCGAGCUGCAACCUGGGCUCCAGCCUGCCCGGAUUCACCGUCGCCACGAACCGAAGCACCUCCGGACUAACGACCAGCACCGGCUCGGGGAACAGCGCGUUUUGCCUGGCCUCGACCUCGCCGACCUCCUCCGCGUUCUCCGCCGAGUACAGCAGCUUGUUCUCCAACACGGCGAGCGUUUCCUCGCAGGAGUCAGGACAGUCCGCCUUUAUUUCCAAAGUUCACUCGUCGGCAGAGACUUUAUAUCCGCGGGUCGGCAUGGCGCACCCUUACGAAUCGUGGUACAAGUCCGGCUUUCACUCCACCAUCUCGGGCGAGGUAGCCAACGGCGCGUCCACGUGGUGGGACGUGCACACGAACCCGGGGUCGUGGCUCGAGGUGCAAAACCCGGCAGGCACUUUGCAGAGCUCGCUGCACUCCGGAACCCCACAAGCCAUCCACUCGCAGCUCAGCAGCUACAAUCCAGAUUUCUCCAGCCUCACGCACUCCGCGUUCAGCUCCACCGGCAUCAGCCCCACGGCGUCCCACCUCCUGUCCACCAGCCAACACCUGUUGACGCAGGAUGGGUUCAAAACUGUGAUCCCCACUUACACGGACGCGUCGGCCACAAACGCUAUGAUCUCCGGCGCCAGCUCGGGCAUAGGGACCUCAUCCAGGUCCUCCAGGAGAUACUCCGGACGCGCCACAUGCGACUGCCCGAACUGCCAAGAGGCGGAGCGGUUGGGGCCCGCGGGGGCCAGCCUGCGGAGGAAAGGACUCCAUAGCUGUCACAUCCCGGGCUGCGGUAAAGUCUACGGGAAAACGUCUCACCUCAAAGCGCAUCUGAGGUGGCACACUGGCGAGAGGCCCUUUGUGUGCAACUGGCUUUUUUGCGGCAAACGGUUCACCAGGUCAGACGAGCUCCAGAGGCACCUGCGCACUCACACGGGGGAGAAGCGGUUUGCCUGUCCGGUGUGCAACAAGCGCUUCAUGAGGAGCGACCACCUGAGCAAACACAUCAAAACACACACCGCUGGAGGUGGAGGCAAGAAGGGCAGCGACAGUGACACCGACACCAGCAACCUGGAGACGCCCAGGUCCGAGUCACCCGAACUGAUUUUAGAGGGUGUAAACCCACGGGUCACGGUCAAAGAUCAGUCUCCGCACCACGAGUCCUGAGCAUGAUUUAAGAGUGUGACCUCAAAAGCAUUUUCCUCCUAGGUGAAUCAAGAAUAGGAAACGGGUCUGGAGUAUGUGACAAACUCUGACAUUGCAUUGGAAAGAGCAAAUUCAGUGCAACACUGGCUAUUUCUGCUGCGCACCGACGAACGCCUCAGCUUUCAGGACGAUAAAGUCUCGUCGAGGCUCAGUGUUUUUAACAGAGGACAUUUGGUGCGGAAUCGGUGCGCUAAAGAGGGAACUAAAUAACCACGGCUGCCGGCUGAGCUAAUUGUGUACAUAUAUCCACAAAAAUAACAUGUUAUUUUUCCCUGUAAAUGUUACUUAUGAUUGUUUUGUGGUGGAUCCUGAAAUUCAGGGAAUUUUCUUUCCUUUCGACGCACUUUGUGGAUGUCAGUAUGUAUGUUACACAGCUAUUUAAAAUUCAUUUAACCUUUCCUUUACCCUUGCUAAAAAUAUAUAAAUGUUUAAUUGUAUAAAGUCACGCUUAUAAGGCUUUCAUUUUGUAAUUAAAGGGAUUUAAAAUCGAAA
Molecule: messenger RNA, 1972 nt
Organism: Cyprinus carpio (common carp)
Lineage: Eukaryota; Metazoa; Chordata; Actinopteri; Cypriniformes; Cyprinidae
Product: transcription factor Sp9-like
Biological process (GO): regulation of transcription by RNA polymerase II
Molecular function (GO): RNA polymerase II cis-regulatory region sequence-specific DNA binding; DNA-binding transcription factor activity, RNA polymerase II-specific
Source: RefSeq, a predicted model, not a curated record